AAAAGAGGAACGUAGUCGACACAAACAUGUUAGCUAGCCUACCCAGCUAGCGGGAUCUAGCCUCUUAUCGUCGUCUACCGCUCACUUUGUAUUUGUUUGUCACUGCAAUGGUCAAACAAUCAAUUUGAGGGAUUUGAUCAUUUGGGUCAAUGCUAUUUGUAACAAAAUAGUAUUCAGCUCCUUUUUUGUUAUGAUGCCUGCACGCCUCAAUGUGUCCGUUGGUGGGUUACCCAGCAACAAAAUCAAGUACUCCAGAUUGGCCGACAGUGAGGAUGGCUACAUUGACUUGCAGUUCAAGAAAAGCCCUCCAAAAGUACCAUACAAGGCCAUCGCCCUGGCAACGUUUCUCUUCCUGAUUGGCUCCUUCCUGAUCAUAAUUGGCUCUCUACUUUUGUCCGGGUCUAUAAAAGUUGAGUACCCUGACCGCACGAUCCCAGUUCUGAUCAUCGGGGUACUCGUCUUCCUGCCUGGGUUCUAUCACCUGCGAAUCGCGUACUACGCCUCCAAGGGUUACCGAGGUUACUCCUAUGAUGACAUCCCGGAUUUUGACGACUGAGCCAAUCAUAAGUCGGUAUGGGUCAGGUCGCCGGCCAAUCAGCCGGUCGUCGGGCGGGUCGAUACGCCUGUUUGCAUGAGACUGUCCUCUGCUGUUUACAGUCAGUUUUUCCUGGUGUGGGAAACUGCAUCACCAAGUGGCUUAACUUGACUAUCUCAUGGUUUUAUUGCUGAGUCAAAACAUGGAACCCUAUAUCUGGUUUUAAAGGUGCACUAUACAGCCCUAUGCUGAUAUUUUCUUUAUUUUCAUGAAAGUAACUGAGAAAUGGCUGCUGUAUCUUGCUGCUACUUUACAUUCUUACCUCAUCAUAAUUAUCCACAAGUGUCAUGAAUAUGAUUAACUCAUAUGGUGGUUAUAAGCUUCAAGGAGCUAUAGUAUAGGAUAAGGAAGAGGUAAAUGUUAGUAUUAUAAUAUGACAUUGUGCUAUCUAUUCAAUGUUAUGACAUUGCAGUAUGCAACGCCUUUCAAGUGUAAAAACACAAGAUGGUUUGCACUCACUUUAUCGGCUUCAUGCAAACCAAGUGCUGGGUUUGGUUUAGCUUUAGAAUAACUAUUUGGUACAGUCCAGAGUGCUACGUCAUACUCCAGAAUUUUAACACAGCAUUCAUUAGAAUGCACACUCAAUCAAUAGUAUUUUGAGUCUGACAGAAUAUAUGGUAGGGUUACAGUAUAUAUUUCCAAAUAUAUUUAUCAAAUGUGCAAUGCUUGUUAUUGACUAGAUUUAUUUUAAGUUAUUGUUCUAGGCCAAUCAUCCUCCAAAGAGUUAUGUGGAGAGUGUAACUAUUAGCAAGAUUUUACAGUAUACAUUUAUGUACAGAAAUAUUAGAUGAUGUGUGCUUUCUUGUAUUUUUUUAUUUUACCUUGAACAAUAAUAAAAAAAUAAAGGUACAAUGGUGUAAGUAAAUUAGCGCGUUUGUUUCAUUAUCUCCAGUCCAAGUACGUCCCCUAGUGGUUUCAACGGGGAACGACAACCCUAAAAAACGGACUCAUCAAAGAUCAAGAUAUUUCUUGAGGACACCCCAAAGUGAUUGAGAAUAAGUCAAAAUGUUGACCCUUGUCAAUGAUUUGGGAACCAACAACAUUUCACACAGAAGUAUGGAAAUAUGAGAGUGGCGGACAGAGGAAUAGAGAAAGAUGAUUGGUCACCCAGGCGUGGAAUUGAGAGGUGCGCGAGCAGGAAGCCUCGAGGCAUCAAGUGCGUCGCGAGCGGUUUUGUUACGACCGUGAAGGAAACCAACGAAGCCUAACGGAGUACGUGUUGAUUCAAAGAGAAACUACAUAGACGUCAAAAUACAAAAGAGCUUCAAUUUACGAUUCACACUCAUUCUAAACUUAAUUUUAAAAUCGAGUGGUCAGAUAAAAAAAAAAAAACUACUCGACUCAGAUAUUGGAUAUUGCAACGGGAGUCUCGCCGUUCAACUUGCAGAGUGGAUGCUCUUUAAAUGGACAGCCCUGCGACUCUUGUUUUGUGAAGUGUGAACAACAGCCGGUAAGAGGAAAAGUGACCACAAUUUA
This is a messenger RNA of Osmerus eperlanus (European smelt), 2071 nucleotides long. It is a transcript of the gene tmem230a, whose product is annotated as transmembrane protein 230a. The record is from RefSeq and is a predicted model, not a curated record. The coding region runs from base 191 to 556 and encodes 121 amino acids. NCBI's taxonomy places the organism in Eukaryota, Metazoa, Chordata, Actinopteri, Osmeriformes, Osmeridae. The transcript has 4 exons. Gene Ontology annotation, biological process: synaptic vesicle transport. Gene Ontology annotation, cellular component: synaptic vesicle; endomembrane system.